Molecule: messenger RNA, 1884 nt
Organism: Bufo bufo (common toad)
Lineage: Eukaryota; Metazoa; Chordata; Amphibia; Anura; Bufonidae
Exons: 9
Coding region: 1-1884 (627 amino acids)
Biological process (GO): regulation of transcription by RNA polymerase II
Molecular function (GO): RNA polymerase II cis-regulatory region sequence-specific DNA binding; DNA-binding transcription factor activity, RNA polymerase II-specific
Source: RefSeq, a predicted model, not a curated record
AUGAAGGUAAAUGUGCAAAGAGGUGAAGAGAUGGAGAAGAUGGAAGAAGAGGAAGGAGGAGGAGGUUUGGAGGAAAAGGAGCAGAGCCGGCCCUGCGCCCCGGAUUCAAAGGAAGAGCCGUCUCUGCUGUGCACAGAGCAGGAAGGAGAAGAGUCGUCCGACUACAACACAGUGAUUGUAACCGGACAGAGGGAUCACCUGGAGUCAUCAGACCCUGGAGAAUUCAUCCUCCACGCCCCACAGAGGUUAGCAGCUGAUGGCGGACACUGUCAGCGGAGCCUCCUGGCGGUAUAUGGGACGCUGCCUGAUGCCUCCUCGGGUGGAUGUUAUGGUAACUACAGUAGAGCGGCUCCUCAGGAGCCUCGGUUCUUUACUACAAGAGAACAGUACCAGCCAGUCAACCUGAAAAUGGCAGGUGCCUUCCCGACAAUGGCUCCCAUGCCACGGCGCUCUACUCGGUGUGCAGCCUCCUGUAAACUGCCAGCAUUUGUAUGUGACACAGGACUGGAAGGAGAGCGACCGAAGACCGAAUGUCUUGGAGAAAGUUUUGAUGAGAUAGCAGAACCGAGCAAGAAGAAAAGUCGUACCCUAUACAAUAUCGAUCAGGUGCAGGAGCUGGAGCGAAUAUUUAUGGAGGACCAUUACCCGGACACUGAGAAGAGAAGAGAAAUUGCUGACAUUAUUGGGGUCACUCCACAGAGAAUAAUGGUUUGGUUUCAGAACCGACGAGCCAAAUGGCGCAAAAACGAAAAACCCUCAGUUAAAGGUGGCAAGAAGACAUUCUCCGGCUCUGUGGGGAUGUCUCACCCGCAGAGUGCCACACUCUCUUCAUCUGCACUUUCCCGGCCAGAAGCUGUUUCACUUGCAGUCACUUCUGGUCAUCACCCCUAUGGUCCACUAUCAGGCAUCAGAAAUGGGUUGUCUCUGGCGCCCAGCGCACUUCUUCAGCGGUCUCAGUCGGCGGCGAUCGCCUCUCAGCACAGUUCUUCUUGCACUUCAAACAGGUCCGGUCUGGGGUCACCAGGGGGCAUCUGCUUACCGCCCUCCCAGGAGUAUCCGCCCACAUUCCACAGCCCACCCCCGCUGAGGCGCAUUGGCCUACCCAUGUCUAUGACCUUUAACCCCAGCAGUCACAUGGUUCCUCUGAUGCUGGACACCCCAGAAAGCACCUGCACACCACCCCCAUCUUCCGAGGGCGACAUGUUCUCCUAUAAUAUUCAGGAGUAUGUACAUAACGUUAUACUAUUAUUAGAGACCAUGUCGGCAUCUAUGAGAUAUGCUCCUCAGUACUUUCACCAAAUUAACCCACGAGGACCUUUCCAGAUGCCCCAGUACUCCCAGUACCAGCGUCUUCCAGUGCACAGCCUCACGCCAACCUCUCCUGAUGACGCGGCUUUCCUCGCCGUAUCUACCAACAACACUGGCAUGCUGGCGUACGGAAACCCAGGAGGCUACCUGCAGGGGCGUCCGGCCGGCCAUAUUAUGUUCCAGUCAGGCACAGGUGGACUUGCCUUUCACCCCUCUCCAUGGAAUGAUAUGUACAUACAAGGUGCUCCAUAUACCUGCUCUCGACCCCAGACGGGAAGUGUCCGUGGCAUACCUGAGCAGCACCAGUACCCCCAGUAUAAAUCGUGUGUUCUGCAAUACCCUCAGAAGCCCACACCAGCAAACCAGGAGGAAAUCGAGACAGUUCAAGAUGCUGAAAAUGAGACGCAUGGUAUUUACAAUAUUUACUCCUAUGGUUCUCUGGAGAAAGUGAAUGUGGGCUGUGCAAGACUGUCAUCUAAAUCCCCCCAGAUGCUCUUGACAAAGACUCCUCAUCCACCCUAUGAUGUCCGCGACUGGAUCUUGGAUAUUGGGUUGUUUUGGCGCACAGCGAUGUGA